CUACUAGGCGCGCGAAUGUUUGUUUUGAGAAAUAAAUAAACUAAGUAUAAAAUGAGAACUGCUAGAUUAUUCCGUGAAAAUACAAAGAAAUUAAGAAUUACUGUUCCUAGAUUUUACUGUGAUAUAUUACCUUCCAGUAAAGUUGUUAUAAUAAAAAAGAAACCUGAAAAUAAUGAAGACGUUAACCUCAAAAAGGAAAAAGUUACGAAAAACGAAAAUGUUCAACAACAAGAUGAAGAAUAUAAUACUAUUUCUAGUAAUUCAGAGGAAUUUAGAGUUAAUGAAGUUAAUAUACAAAUGAUAUCUAAAAAUAUCUAUGAGCAGUUGUUUAAAAAACCUAGUCAAAGAGUGGAUCCCCAAGUGAUAAAAAGUUGUCAAGACAGUCUUCUAAGGCAUGGCAUAGACUAUAAAAAAUGCAGUCACCUACCAGAUGUGCAACUAAAGCUACCUAAAUUAGAAGGAAAUGAUGUUGUGGAACAUUUUUAUAACAUUGGGGAGCAGCAAAGCGCCCCAUAUAGAGAGUUACUGAAGAGAUUGGCUAGCUGUGAGUUACCACCAAUGCCAAAGAAAUGGUCAAAAACUUCUGGAUGGACAAAAUACUCUGGUGAAUCUCAAGAGUCAGUAGCAUGCCCACCUGACAAUGCUUUGAUCUUUGAUGUGGAAGUUCUUAUGUCUGCUGGCAAAAGGCCCACUUUGGCUUGUGCGGUGUCCACAGAUGCGUGGUAUGGCUGGAUAAGUGAACCGCUCGCUAAUGAUGAUCCGCAUAAGGUAUUUGACAACAUAAACUAUGAUGAUUUGAUACCUUUGGAAACUGAUGAUCGGAAACCUGUUGGGGAUCUAAACCGGUAUAGGAUUGUAGUUGGCCAUAAUGUAUCUUUCGACAGGGCCAAAAUUAAAGAACAGUACUGGCUGGAUAGAACAGGUGUGCGGUUCAUGGAUACAAUGUCAAUGCAUACAUGCGUCAGUGGAGUCACCAGCUACCAACGUACUGUGCUGAAAGCGAAGAACAAGGAGCCCCACCCAUCUGAUGAUGACUGGAUAGAGAUCAGCUCACUGAACAAUUUAAGUGAGGUACACAAACUCUACUGCGGUACACCGGUAGAUAAACAAACUCGGGACAUAUUCGUGGACGGCACUAUGCAAGACGUUCACGAAAACUUUCAAACAUUGAUGCAGUACUGCGCCAACGAUGUAGUGGCUACCCAUGAAGUGUUGAAGGAACUUCUGCCAUUAUUCUUACACCGGUUCCCUCAUCCUGUCACCUUGGCUGGUAUGCUGGAAUUAGGGUCAGCUUAUUUGCCCGUCAACUCAAACUGGCUCCAAUACAUUGACUCAGCAGAAACAGUUUUCGAAGAUUUAAAAUUAGAAUCUAGGCAGAUAUUGUCUAUGAAAGCCGAUGAAGCUUGCAGUAUGCUCAACGACAAUUCUUAUAAAAAAGAUUUGUGGAUGUGGGACCAAGAUUGGUCAGUACAGAACCUAAAGCUAAAAAAGAUAAACACAAAAAAGAAAAAAGUUAUUAAAGAAAAAUCUGAUCAAAAUAAUGAAAAUAGUAAAUUAGAAAAGAAAAUAAGCAUCACACAUAAAACGCCCAAUGAAAAUAUUCCUAAACCAGACCUAUCAAAGUUCGAAGUUUUAAAUGAGGAAUACAUUCGAUGUUUAGAAGAUUUUCAAAAUAGUUCGACGGAAAACAACGAGGAAGUUAUAGAAGAUCUGAGCAAGGAGUUUGAAUAUUUAUUCGAAUUAGGUGAACAUUUGCCUGUAAAGAGGCCGUAUUUGCCCGGUUACCCGGCGUGGUAUAGGAAAUUAUGUACGAAGCCAGGCAAGGAUCCUGAGUGGUCGCCUGGGGCUAAUAAUAUAACAACUAGCAUGCAAAUAACGCCGAAGCUACUCCGCUUAUCAUGGGAAGGGUACCCACUCCACUACAUCAAGGAGGAAGGUUGGGGUUUCCUAGUGCCCUACAGCCGACGGCGUAGUGAAGAUGCAGAGGAGCCACUGGUCCCAAUAGAUGAAUUACUACAGGCCUGCCCUCUGACAUUCUGCAAGGACUCUGAAUUCAAACCCGAUGUUUAUACGCUGCCGAAAAAUGUUGAGGAGGACCUAGGCAGGCGUGCUUAUUACGCUCGAAAGAAGAAAGACGAGCAAGCAGCUGCCAACCAGUACCAUGGACUGGGCGUAUGGUCCGGAAUCGAUGUUCAAGGCUGUUGUCAUUUUUUACGUCUGCCUCACAAAGAUGGACCGAAGUAUAAAGUAGGCAAUCCAUUGGCUAAAGAUUUUCUUGAGAUGUUCAGUCAAAACGUGCUGUCCGCACAAGGGAAUGAAGCUGAAAAGGUUCUAACGUUUGGUCGUAUGAUGUCGUACUGGCGGAACAAUAGGGAGCGUAUACUGAGUCAGCAGGUAGUGUGGUUGCCUGACGAGUUUCUUCCCCCAAGUUUGCGCAGUACUUGGAAGAAAUAUGGCGCUAUAAUACCCCAGGUGGUCGUCUGUGGGACGCUGACGAGGCGUGCUAGCGAACCGACUUGGAUGACGGCGAGUAACGCACACAAGGAACGCGUUGGAUCAGAAUUGCGAGCCAUGGUUCAGGCGCCGCCCGGACACAAGUUUGUGGGCGCUGACGUUGAUUCACAGGAGCUAUGGAUAGCAGCGUUGUUAGGCGAUAGUACCCUGGGUUUAUGUGGGGGCAGUGCCUUCGGCUGGGCAGUGCUCGCUGGGGACAAAAGCCGAAAGACCGACCUACACUCAUUAACAGCUACCGCGGCCGCCGUCUCACGAGACCACGCCAAAGUUAUCAACUACGCACGAAUAUACGGUGCUGGACAAAAUUUCGCGGAGCGAUUGCUAAAGCAGUUUAAUCCGACGAUGACGAUAUCGGAAGCUAAGAGUAAGGCAGCUAAGAUGUUCUCUUCGACUAAAGGGAGACGCGUGUAUCGGUUGAAGAAGCAGUAUAUGGAAGGUUUCAUGGAAGAAGAUUUGGAUGAACAGGUGGUAGAAAUGACUUCGUACCAAGCGAUGCGUUUAGCAAAGAUUAGCGGGAAGAAGCUGGAUGACAUGUUCGAGAGACCAAAGUGGGUGGGAGGGACUGAAUCCGAUAUGUUUAACAAGCUGGAAGAAAUUGCCGAUUCCGAGGGUCCAUCGACGGCGUUUCUAUCAGGUCGAUUGUCUCGCGCGUUGGAGCACGCCCAGGGUCGAUGGGGCGGCACCCGCCUCAACUGGGCAGUGCAAAGCGCUGCCGCUGACUUCCUACAUCUCAUGCUAGCUAGCAUGGCUCAUCUAGCUCCGAAAGCCAGGUUCUGCCUCAGUUUUCACGAUGAGGUCAGAUAUCUUGUGUCUGACGAAUACAAGUAUGAAACAGCUCUAGCACUCCAAAUAACUAAUCUUCUGACAAGAGCGUUUUGUUCACAACGAGUUGGUAUAAAUGAUCUGCCGUUAUCAGUAGCUUUCUUCACAGCGGUUGAAGUUGAUCAAGUGUUAAGAAAAGAGUCCAAUCUCGAUUGUACCACACCAUCCAACCCUCACGGCUUAGAUAAAGGCUACGGGAUCCCUAAUGGCGAGUCUUUAAAUAUAUUUGAAGUACUGGACAAAUGUAAAUUGAAUAAAUCUGUUGAAUAAAUUGUA
Messenger RNA from Spodoptera exigua (beet armyworm), 3612 nucleotides. Lineage: Eukaryota; Metazoa; Arthropoda; Insecta; Lepidoptera; Noctuidae. The record is from the annotation of a GenBank genome assembly.